Molecule: messenger RNA, 1071 nt
Organism: Brachypodium distachyon (stiff brome)
Lineage: Eukaryota; Viridiplantae; Streptophyta; Magnoliopsida; Poales; Poaceae
Exons: 4
Coding region: 97-771 (224 amino acids)
Cellular component (GO): mitochondrial matrix
Source: RefSeq, a predicted model, not a curated record
CCGACUCGCUAGUCGCCUGCCUCUGCCGAUGCCGAGUGCCGAGCCGCUUCGUCUCUCGUCCGCGCCGCGCAUCCAGCCAGAUAAACCGUCGAGCACAUGGCGCGCGCCCUCCUCCGCAACGCGCUCUCCCUCUCCUCCACGGCGCCAAGGCUCCCAUCCUUCUCCUCCUCCUCCUCCACGGCCGUCGCGCCGCUGCGCUCUCCGCUCGACGACCGCCUCCUCCGUCUCCUGCGCUCCGAGAUCUCCUACAUCUCCGACCGCCGCCCUCCCUACCGGCCGCCGUCCAGCUUCAAGUCGUUCGACGUGGAGGACCGCCCGGGGGAACAGUGGGUGCGCCUCCGCGCCGCCCGCGGUGCCGAGGAGGUCAAGGUCGACGCCACCAUGUUCGACGGCGCCUUCGCGCCACCCCCCGACGCGUCCCUCUUCCAACGGGUCGAGUCGCUCGAGCAAGGCCCGCGCCUCCACCUCAGCCUCAUCGUCGAGGUCUCCCGGGCUGACGGAGUCCUGGGAUUCAUCUGCUCCGCCUGGCCCGACUACCUCACCAUCCGCCACGUGCUCACCCUCAGGGGAGCCGGCGCCGCCGGCAGCGACCGUGGUGGACGCGACUUCACGAAGCUGGAGCCUGGGGAGAGGGAGAUGGUGAAGAAGUUCUUGCAGGAGAGGGAGGUGGAUGCUGAUCUCGCCGAGUUCUUGCAUGACUACAUCGCGAACAAGGAAAAGAUGGAGCUGCUUCGGUGGUUGAAGACAGUCAAAUCGUUCAUCGAGAAGUAAUCUAAGGAGUCAGUACUAGCAUGUUAGCAGGGGCACAUUGCCGAUAUAAGCGCGGUUUAUUUUACAUCAUGUUACCCCCAGAACUGAGCAUGAACUGGUUCCAGCAAGUGGUGUGAAGAAGGCAGGCUUCCGUUUAGCCAGUUGGCUUCAUGCUCGUCGAAAUUGUUGUUCGGUUGGAAGUCACCAGCUGCCUUGCUGGAUUGUAGUGUUAUUUCUGUGUGGAAUACAUACUAAUCAGAAUGUUUGCAAUAAAUAUACCUUCUCGGUUUCAAUCGAUACAAGUCAUCAUGUGAUGUGCAA